Molecule: messenger RNA, 1493 nt
Organism: Colletotrichum navitas
Lineage: Eukaryota; Fungi; Ascomycota; Sordariomycetes; Glomerellales; Glomerellaceae
Product: SNARE domain-containing protein
Exons: 2
Coding region: 260-1387 (375 amino acids)
Biological process (GO): vesicle-mediated transport; intracellular protein transport; vesicle fusion
Cellular component (GO): membrane; endomembrane system; SNARE complex
Molecular function (GO): SNARE binding; SNAP receptor activity
Source: RefSeq, a predicted model, not a curated record
UUGGACAGCUAAACCAGCCCGCGCUUGACACCCACCAACCAAUCCAUCCGGUAUCUGACGUACCUUUUUGGACGGUCAUCCCGAAGUUGUUCUCCAUACCCACGUUGCUGCUUCUGCUUCUCUGCAGUCCCAUGUCAAUGGUGUCCUGUUCUGUAUUCGCCACCUUUCGUUCAUGACGACGGACCUGAGCAGCCCGCGCAGCGAGCGACAAAGAACCCCAGGCUGAGGAGCGCCAUCGCAGCCGACUCUGGCGUCCGCCAUGUGGCGAGACCGCACGAACCUGUACGUUGCUGCACUCUCUCGCCCUUCAUCCUGCGAAAACCACUUUCCUGCUAACCAAUUUGUGCACAGCUACAUUUCCUAUCGGCAGUCGUACGCGCACCAUCCGACGAAGCGGACAAAGUACAGCGGUGCCGCCGGUGGGAACAGCUUUGGCGAUGCCUUCCCGGGAAACAGCAGUUAUGCCAGCGGCAACGAGGAUACGCGCGGCCUUCUGUCGGCUGGCGCCUUCGAAGACGACGGCGAUGCGGUCAUAGAGAUGGACCUCUUACCCCCACGAUGGGUCGACAUAUCCGACAAGAUCACUGAGCUGCUCACCGACAUAGCCACCAAGAGCCAAGCCCUUGAGCGCUUGCACCAGAAGCAUGUGCUUCCCGGCUUCAACGAUGAGGACACGAAGAAGGCCGAGGAGCGUGAGAUCGAGACCCUUACCCAGCAGAUCACUAAGGGCUUCCACGACUGUCACCGCUGCAUCCAGCGGGUCGAGCAGAUGGUUAGGGAAUCCCAGCAUGCAGGGACGAUAACCAGUGCAGAGGAGACCAUGGCCAAGAACAUACAGAUAUCACUGGCCUCGAGGGUACAAGACUCCAGUGCGCUCUUUAGGAAAAAGCAGAGUGCAUAUUUGAAAAAGCUGCGUGGGAUGAGCGGCCUUGGCGGCGGCAGUGGAGUUGGACCAGGUGAUAGGGGGUCGACGCCGCAACCCUCGAGUUCCUACAUGGACCCCUCGAUGCUCGAGUCCGACGCCGACAGAUCUUUCUCGCAGUCGACGCUUCAGGCGACACAGCAGAAGCUCCUGCAGUCCAACGACGCGGCCAUUAUCCAGCGCGAGCGAGAGAUCGAGGAUAUCGCGCAGGGUAUUAUUGAACUUGCCGACAUAUUCCGCGACCUGCAAAACAUGGUCAUCGACCAGGGCACUAUGUUGGAUAGGAUAGACUAUAACGUUGAGCGUAUGGCUACUGACGUUAAGGGCGCCGAGAAGGAGCUCGUUGUCGCCGCGGGCUACCAGAAAAAGACGACCAAGCGGAAGAUUAUCCUCCUCCUGCUUAUCGUCAUCGCAGGAAUGAUCAUUCUGCUGGUGAUCAAGCCCAAGCACGGGGGCGACGAGUAAGGUGGGCUGGCCGUACGUGAAGUGCGGGGCGCCCAGCCUAUCUGUGCAAGACGCCUCAAAUGAGAGACGAGAAGUGUAAACAUUAAAUGUAUGAAUUUGACUAGAA